AUGAUCCGCAACGGAGCAGAGGCGCGCCCGGCUCACCUUACGAUCAACCUGCCCUGCCUCCCCGACCUCCUCUGCUUUCUCUGCCUCGCCUUCUCCCCUACCUCCCCUUCUCCUCUCCCUCCCCUACCUCCUCCUCUGCCCCCCUACCUCCUCCUCUGCCCCCCUACCUCCCCUACCUCCUCUGCCUCAUCUACCUCCCCUACCUCCUCUGCCCCCCUACCUCCCCUACCUCCUCUGCCUCCUCUACCUCCUCUGCCCCCCUACCUCCCCUACCUCCUCUGCCUCAGCUACCUCCUCUGCCCCCUCUACCUCCCCUACCUCCUCUGCCUCAGCUACCUCCUCUGCCCCCUCUACCUCCCCUACCUCCUCUGCCUCAGCUACCUCCUCUGCCCCCUCUACCUCCCCUACCUCCCCUACCUCCCCUACCACCUCUGCCUCAUCUACCACCUCUGCCUCAUCUACCUCCUCUGCCUCCUCUACCUCCUCUGCCCCCCCCUACCUCCCCUACCUCCUCUGCCUCAGCUACCUCCUCUGCCCCUCUACCUCCCCUUCUCCUCUGCCCCCCUACCUCCCCUACCUCCUCUGCCUCCUCUACCUCCUCUGCCCCCCUACCUCCCCUACCUCCUCUGCCUCAGCUAUCUCCUCUGCCCCUCUACCUCCCCUACCUCCCCUACCACCUCUGCCUCAUCUACCUCCUCUGCCUCCUCUACCUCCUCUGCCCCCCUACCUCCCCUACCUCCUCUGCCUCAGCUACCUCCUCUGCCCCCUCUACCUCCCCUACCUCCUCUGCCUCAGCUACCUCCUCUGCCCCCCUACCUCCCCUACCUCCUCUGCCUCAGCUACCUCCUCUGCCCCCCUACCUCCCCUACCUCCUCUGCCUCAGCUACCUCCUCUGCCCCUCUACCUCCCCUACCUCCUCUGCCUCAGCUACCUCCUCUGCCCCUCUACCUCCCCUACCUCCUCUGCCUCAGCUACCUCCUCUGCCCCUCUACCUCCCCUACCUCCUCUGCCUCAGCUACCUCCUCUGCCCCCCUACCUCCUCUGCCUCAGCUACCUCCCCUACCUCCUCUGCCUCAGCUACCUCCUCUGCCCCCCUACCUCCUCUGCCUCAGCUACCUCCUCUACCUCCUCUGCCUCCCCUUCUCCCCUUCUCCUCUACCUCCUCUGCCUACAGUAAAAGACCACAGUUAA
This is a messenger RNA of Knipowitschia caucasica, 1191 nucleotides long. The record is from the annotation of a GenBank genome assembly. NCBI's taxonomy places the organism in Eukaryota, Metazoa, Chordata, Actinopteri, Gobiiformes, Gobiidae.